AUGUCUUUCUUAUAUCGAUCCUUCGUCAACUCGAUUCUACCGAAGCAGUUGCUUCGCUUCGUCUUAGCACGCCUAGACAUCCUCGACUCCCAGGCACUCGACCUAGACAACCUCAACUUUGCUAUUGGGCGAAAUACUGUUCUAGAGUUUCGUGAUGUUGGACUUAUUCUAUCCAAACUCGAAGCCCUAGCGAAACUACCCCCAACCUUCAAGUUCCAAAAGGCCAAAGUCCUCCUACUACGCAUCACAUUACCGGUCGAUAUCUUCAAUAGUUCAAUAACAAUCGACGUUGAAGGUGUUGAUGUUAGGUUACGGGUGGCGUCAAAGCAAGAGCAGGAUGAACAAACAGCCAAGAAGAAGGGAACACACAAGGAGGGCGAUGAAGUUGUGCCAACUGCUGCCGACCUAGCACAGUCUUUCCUGCAGACGGCAGUCCCGGCCGACGAGAAGAGGCGGCUGGAAAAGGCUCUCGCUGAGGAAGUACAGGAGGCGUUGGCCGAGUCCAUGAGCGACUCCGAAACUGAUGACGAUGGCUCCUUUGCUACCUUUGGCACCGGUCAGGGCUUGUCGUUGCCAGCCUUCUUCACCAACUUCCUGCAGGGCAUCAUCGACAGGCUCCAGAUCCGAAUUCACAAGGUCACCUUCCAACUCGAUAUGGAAGUACCCGUCGAACCGGGUCUAUCGACGACCGAGCUCGUUACCCUCCAGCUGGCGCUGGACGAGGUCAUUGCGGAAGGAGUCAUGGCACCGGAACAACAAGAAAAUGGCUCACUUGCGAUAGUACCGAGGGAAGGCAAGCGUCAUAUCCUCCUGGACAAUCUCCGGGCAUUCCUGAUUACGGAAGCGAACGUAUUCUCUUCCCUAUUACCGACUCAGUCAGCACAGUCAUUGGUGAAAUCCCAGGGAUCAGUACCCCAUGAUGUACCGUCAACAUUUCCCGAUAUGUCGUGUUCAAUGCAGUCAUCAAUGGGGGGCUUGGAUAUGAGCUUAAACCCAGAUCAGAUCGAAGCCCUGGACAUGCUUGCACAGAGCCACUACGAGGCACGCGAUAGCGAAGAUGCUUUGAAUAUUCCGUAUGAGGACGACACCGGGGAUCCAGAAGCCGAAGAGAAUGUUGAUGGAUCUUCGCCUCUUUCGACGCCCAGGGCUUCCAUCUACCAGGAACAUGACGCACCGAUUCUCCAGGACCAUGCCAACUCAGCUGUCAUGCAACAUCAACCGGAACUAUGGUCGUCCUACGAGCGGGGGAUUCGAUCCGAACCCGCUCUUAAUCUGACGAGUUUCCAGCCUCUGGAUAUGCUCUCUGGUGCCGUGUCUCCGGCACACUCUGCGCCAUCUUCGUCUGCUAGUUCAGUACGGUCGGACGAUGAUGUACCAAGCGCUGACGUGGAGGAUCUCGCACAGUCACAUCUCUACAGCCACGAGGAGGCCGAGAGUAUGUACAUGAGCGCGUUCUCCGAUGCUCGUUCAACGAUGAUUCCCGGAACCAACAUGCCAGGGGGUUGGGAGUCUGAAUCGUCCGGGGGCGAGUCGGCCUCAGAGCAAAGCCCCCCGAGCACUCAACCUCCGGUUGCACGCGAACUGCCACCAUCCCCCAGCGAUAACCCGGAACUACCUGACCCACGACCUCCCCCCGAAUCGAUCCAAGGUGAUGGACCACACCACGAAGAUACACCACGCGGGAUUACGCGAAUGGUCAAGGAGAUCGUGUCAUUGGACUCCAUCUCCGUUUACGUUCCGUCAACGAGAAAGCAACAGAUUCCUAUACCAGUCACUAAUCUUGCGAAGUCGAAUCCUAAACUUCCAGGAGCGUUUUCAGUUCAUCAGUCAUAUUACAGUAAUACUACGGAUCAGUCAAAGUUCUUAACUCCUGAGGAACCUGAAGAGGAUCACCAUGACGAGGGCAUCGAAGUCGUUUUCAAGCCUCUGACACUGCGGUUCGAUUCAUCAGUGGGAUUCCUGCUUGCCAUGGUCGUUACACGGCUGCUGGAAGCAUUUCAAGGGUCACCAGAUGAGACUGCGAAAAUUGAGCCAUCCAAGGAUGAAUCGAGUAUACCUGAUAUCAAGGUUACCUUGGAACAGGUAACCGUGCAGUUCCUGGAGAAGCUGGCUGGCGUAGCCGAUACCGCGAAGAGGAUAUUUGAGACACGACAACCUGCCUUCGGCUCGGAUGUCCUCCUUGAGGCCAGCCUUACGAACUUGAACGCAUCUACGCAGAAGUCCGAAUCCCAAACGGAGGUAAAUAUCGGCAUCGAGAAGUUCACGUUCGGUUAUGCCGACGAACCCAUCGUCUCGUUCAAGAGCGAGACUGAAUUGGUCAGCUCCACAUCGACUGUUGGUGCGUUACCCAUUGGAAAGGACAUUGCAGUCAAGGCCACUAUCACAUCCGACGUGACUCGGGUUGACGUGAAGACAUUACCUCUCUACAUGAAGCUCGAUUUACAGAGGUUGGACGAGACAUUCAGCUGGUUUGGAGGACUGAGCAGUUUCCUUAACAUGGGAUCGUCAGAGGCCUCCGUAGAGAAGGCUGUACAGAAACCAACGAAACCCCCUCAAAAGGCCCGGGGCGUGCGCUUCGAAGACUCGAUUGAUUCUAUGGAGAAGCGGUCAGAGAGCAAGAUUGAUGUGCGCAUCAACGGUGUGCAAGUGGACGUGAUCGGCAAAGACUGCAGUGCAGUCCUGAACACGAGUGCCAUGAAGCUAGCACACCGCGAAGAACUAAUCGGCAUUCACUUUUCUACGAUCAGGCUCUCCGGACCUUUCGUGAAGAAUUCCCGUGCCAUGCCGCCAGUCAUUCUAGAAUUGACUAAUACAAUGCUGAAAUACGUCUUGACGCCUCGGACCGAGGAUCUCGAACGGCUUCUUGAGCUUAUUACACCCUCAAAGGUCAAGUUCGAUGAGGACGAGGAUGAGAUCAUGGUGGAUACCUUGCUAAGGCAGAGGAGGAAGGGGUCAGUUCUUGAGUUGACCGUUGGUAUUGUUAAAGUGAGGGCGGGCAAUCUGGCUCUGCUUGACUGUAUCCCGAGUUUGGUGGAGGAUCUUACCAAGCUGGGGACAGUCGCAAAGUAUCUACCGGAAGAUGACAGGCCAGGUCUGCUUACGCUUGGGCAGGUCAAAAACGUGGACUGUGAAGUUGAUGUCGGAGGCAGGUUUGGUGUUGUCAACGCGCGACUGGAAAACGUUGAGUUGGCUCAGAUCACAGUACCGUCGUUGGUGGCAGUCGCGGUCGGCGUUAUCGAGGUCAACCGGAAUGAGAAGGACGGUUCGAAGAAAGAGGAGCUGGUCAAGCUUUUCGGCCUGAACGUGGACUACCGAGUAACGACAGUCAUGGACGUGCUGGGGCUUUCUCCGGAAGACACAACACCGGAGGAAUAUGAUGCCCAUUUGGCUGCUUCCGUCGCGAACCUUGGAGGCCAGGCGACUGCCGCUCUGAGGAGACAAGACACGCCAGAGAGCCCAGUGGUGGAAAAGGAGUUCAAGCCCAUAAAACUUGAUGUUGCCUUCCGCGACUGCGUCAUUGGCCUCAACCCUCUUGGACGACCUUCAAAGUUGGCUAUCGUACUUGCAGACUCGCAUCUGGAAGCCAUUCCCGGCAAGGACAACACUCUUGACGCUACAGCAACCUUGAAGAAGGCGUGCAUUCUUCUCAUUGACGAUGUGAAAACCCUGCAAGACGUCCAGAUCAACACACGAGGACGCACCCCAGCCAUGAGCACCCCUCAGGCUCAUGAACUUUGCAAAAAGGGAUUCGUCAGCAUUUGCGAGAUAUCAUCCGCAAAGGCUGUCGUCAAGGUUGGCAAGGAUGAUGAUGGGGAAUCUCAUGUUGAGGUGUCUGUCCGUGAUGACCUGCUUGUUCUUGAGACUUGCGCGGAUUCGACACAGACACUUAUCUCAUUGGCCAACGCACUCACGCCACCGACUCCCCCUAGCAAGGAGAUCAAGUACAGGACAUCCGUGUUGCCUGUUGAAGACCUGUUUGCGUCUAUUACCCAUGAUGCUUUUGGCAGAGCAGAGGGAGAGUAUGACUUUGACAAUGACUUUGCCGGUGCUCAAGGCAUGGAGUACGGGAAUGAAGACGACGAUGACUACUAUGGCAUAGGAAGCACGGAGCAUCUCGAGGUACAGUCAGAGGGGUAUGGUGUCGCAGAGGAGCUAUUUGAUGCUACUAACAGUUCGAUACUGGACGGCGAUAUUGAGGUGGAGAAUACGAAGGACGGCAUGCUCGUCAGCGCAGCAAACCUUGACGAGCCUCCGGCUAGCAGCCAGAGUGAGAGUGACCUGGAUAUCCAGGAGAAUUACUUCUCUUCUGAACCGGUUCAGCACACGACGCCCCGCUGGAACUCGAGGAAGAACCUUUACGAACAGUCGAGUGAUUCCAAGGUCUCAAAGAGCCCUCUUGUCAUCUACGUUCGGGAUGUUCAUGUCAUCUGGAAUCUGUACGAUGGCUACGACUGGGUUCGCACGCGGGAGAUUAUCACCAAGGCGGUCCAGGAUGUGGAGGCUAAGGCAUACGAACGCAAGGCUCGAGCUGAACGCCACACUCAUGAGGACGAAGGAGAUGAAGCAUCCGUCGUUGAUGACUGCUUGUUCAACUCGAUUUAUAUCGCGGUGGGACCCAACGGUGACCCAACCAACCUCCGACGAGCUAUAAACCAGGAGUUGCAGUACCAGGACACCACCACCGAAACCGAGUCCAUUGCCACCACGGCAUUCACCACCUCGACUGCCCGCGCUUCAGGACACCGUCAAUCGCGGCCAAGGGGGAAGACGCUGAAGCUUAGCCGCAGUAAGAACCACAAGAUCACGUUCGAGCUGAAGGGCGUCAACAUCGACGUGGUGACCUUCCCACCCGGCAACGAGACGAUCAACACCAUUGAUGUUCGCAUCCACGAUUUGGACGUCUUCGACCAUAUUCGGACCUCAACAUGGAAGAAGUUCGCCAUGUACGACAUUGAUGCAGGCGAACGGGAGCUUAGUAGGCACAUGGUCCAUCUUGAGGUUCUCAACGUUAAGCCUGUUCCUGAUCUGCCGGCUACGGAGCUUGUGGUCAAGGUCAACAUCCUUCCACUAAGACUUCACGUCGACCAGGACGCUUUGGACUUUAUCACGAGGUUCUUUGAGUUCAAGGAUGAGUCGCAGCCUAUUCAUCAGUCAACUAGCGAUGUGCCGUUUGUUCAGCGCUGCGAGGUCGGUGACGUGCCGAUACGGCUGGACUUCAAGCCAAAGCGGGUGGAUUAUGGUGGGCUGAGGCUCGUGCUGAGACAUGUUAUCUUGUAUGGUGUGUCUGGACUCGACACGCUGGGCCAGAAGCUCAACGACAUCUGGACCGCCGACGUCAAGUCAACCCAACUCCCUGGCGUCCUAGCCGGCGUGGCGCCUGUCCGCUCGCUCGUUAAUGCCGGCUCUGGUUUCAAGGAUCUCAUCGAGAUUCCCAUCAGGGAGUACAAGAAGGACGGUCGAAUCUUCCGCAGCAUCGGUAAAGGAGCGACAGCAUUCGCAAAGACCACGGGCACAGAAGUCGUCAAGCUAGGUGCCAAACUCGCCAUUGGUACUCAAUACGCCCUCCAAGGCGCCGAAGGCAUGCUAGCCAAGAGCCCUCCCACAGGCAGCCACAACUAUGCCCACGCCGGCCCUUCAUCCUCCUCGGUAGCCGCAGCAGGCGGAGGAGACUAUGACGUUUUGGACGAAGAUGAGUUCGCCGAUGACCACACACCCAAGGCAAUCAGUCUCUACGCCGACCAACCCUUGGGUAUCAUGCAAGGCAUGCGUGGCGCCUACGCCAGUUUGUCUCGGGAUAUUGCGAUUGCCAGAGACGCGAUCAUUGCGGUGCCUACUGAAGUGAUGGAGAGCUCGAGCGCGCAGGGAGCGGCGAAGGCGGUACUGAUGCAGGCGCCGACGAUUUUGUUCAGGCCGGCGAUCGGGGUGAGCAAGGCUAUUGGGCAGACGUUGCUGGGUGCGACAAAUGCGUUGGAUCCGAAUCAUCGGAAGAGGAUUGAGGCGAAAUACAAGAAGCACUAA
Messenger RNA from Sordaria macrospora k-hell, 6018 nucleotides. The record is from RefSeq and is a predicted model, not a curated record. NCBI's taxonomy places the organism in Eukaryota, Fungi, Ascomycota, Sordariomycetes, Sordariales, Sordariaceae.